Messenger RNA from Parus major (Great Tit), 4907 nucleotides. RefSeq names its product Lck interacting transmembrane adaptor 1 (gene LIME1). Lineage: Eukaryota; Metazoa; Chordata; Aves; Passeriformes; Paridae. The transcript is spliced from 6 exons. Gene Ontology annotation, biological process: B cell receptor signaling pathway; T cell receptor signaling pathway. The record is from RefSeq and is a predicted model, not a curated record. Bases 3289 to 4341 code for a protein of 350 amino acids.
GGCUGCGGCAGAGGGUGCUCGUGUGUGCCGGGAGCCUGCGAGCUCAGACCCAGCCUACCCCGGGGUGAAGCCACCACCUCCGAGGCCAGGAAGCUGUGGUGUGUGUGCUCUGUGUCUGCCCGCAGCCGGCUGCUCCUCAGGGAGCAGGAGAGCUCAGAUCGGGAUGUUGGGAAUGUGCUGGAGGCCCUGACUGGGACUUGCUGUGGGAUAAAAACAUUAAAUUCUCCAGGCUGGCCGGCAAGGAAGAGAGCAUGAUUGGAUCCCUGUGCUCCACACUCGGCGGAUUUUGAGUUCCUGCAAGUAAGUGGUGGCGGCUUUCCUGCCUGGGAAAUGGGGAAUCUGCAGCUAAACUGAGGGGGAAAUACUUUAAACCCCCCCCAAAGAAUAUAGAAGUCUCAGCACUGUCAGAGAUGCUCUUGGGGCUGGAUGGACUGGACAGGCAGGAUUCCUGCUCUGCUCUGGGAAGCCUCAGCUGGGUUCAGCUUUGUGAGUUGGACUCCGAGCUGUGUUAUUCUAUGAUUUGUGCUCUGCAGCUGGGCUUGAAUGGGAAGAAAAGGUGGUGGAGCUUGGCAGUGCUGCUGGGAUCCCAUGGCUGGACUCUGGGGGCUGAGUGGGAGCCAGUCGCUUUCGGGGUGGAUGAAUUCAGUUCAGAGACGUGUGGCAUUGUGGAAAUUUCGAGUUGUGUUGUGUGGAGUGGGACAGGAGUAUUGCCUGUCUGUGCAGUGCUGACCUCCUGUCUCUGGGUGAGGAGGCUUGAGAAUGUGGUCACUGAAAUGCUGUCUUCUGAAAACCUAAGAUGAUGUAAAAGUAGUGCAUUUGUGGCAAGGAAAACCACUGUGGCAGGUGGCUCUUGAGAAGACACAUCUCCUCAAUACAGCCAUCCUGAAGUUUGGAAUCUGGCUUCCAUAACAGCAGCUCCGAGCUCUCUGCUGGUCUCCUGCUGUGGCUCAGCUCUGCAGAAAAGCCUCUCGAGCUGGUUCUUGCCUUAGAAGAGCAUUUUUCUGCCCAAGUGAGUGUUCAGCAACCAGGGAAGGGCGGGAAGAAAGAAAAGUGCUGAAAUGGUGUCAGCCUCGAGCAGAGCAGUGAUGUGGGCUGACAGUUACUCACCCGAAGGUUUUAAAGUUGUAUUUUCUCAAAAGCCCCUCCAGCAUGUGAGCAGUGAUCAGAACUGCAGCUAGAAGUCUGUAUCCAAGUUUUCAGACAUUUGGGUUUAGAAGUAUGGUUGUCACUUGCUAAAUGAAAAGCCCCCAGAGGUGUUUGACCAUGAAAUCUCAUUACAGAGGUGAGCAAAGUAGGUGAGAUCUCAUGCCUGCUUUUUUUAAAUAGUCUUAAAAUUCACUAAUUGCACCCCAUGGUCCAGGGCAGAUUCAGUGUUGUGACUGGCUGUAAAUGGAGCUUUCACUUUUUGUAACUGAAAAGAAAAAAUCCAUCUACUUCUGCUUCUUGGGCCUUUUUUGAAGCACAACUCCCUGGGGUACCUGAGCAGAGUUUGCUGCAGCUGUGUGCACAGUUGCUGAUGGAAAUCAGCUCAAAAUGUUCCUCUUGGUUUUGUGCAAAUAGGCUUUGAGUAGCUUCGAAGACUUUUUUUUCUUGCCACCCUGCACUGAACCCUGUGUGGUUUUAUCUGGGGAGAUGAAUCAGAGGCCAGGCAGAAUCAUCACCAGCAGCACUUUGUUUUGCAGUGAAUUUAGUCUUGCUUUCAAGAAGCCCAGAUGAGGAACUUGCACCCUUUUUAGGACUCACAAAUAACUCCCAUGUCCUGGAGUAGCAACCCUUCUGCCUUUAGGGUGCCUGUGCUCAGGUGUCACACAAGGAGGGGAGGUCCCUGCUCAGAGGGUGUGGGUGUUGUCACAGGUACUCAAUGGUGGUGACCGCCCUCGUCUUCAAAGCCACCUGGGCUGGCAGAGCCAGUGCUUUCCCAAACGCUGCCAGCUGAGUCUCCUGCCCUGGGGAGCAGCCCCAGGACUGGAGAUCGAUAACUUUAUUGGCAGGAAAUUCAGGUCUAGGUUUCAGAAGGUCUGGCUGAGACUUUGCCUUGCAAACCUGCUCAGUCCUACCUGAGCAUCUUCAGUCAGGCACCGAGUUCUGCUCGCAAAUCUGUGAUUUUGGGAGACCCAAGGUGUUGUCCCAAGAGGUGCCUUCUCCCAGAGACUGCUGAGUCUGAGCACUGAGGAGCAUGCCCUGCACAGUUCCACUGGUCAGAAAACCUGGAGCAGCUCUACAGAAAGUGGGCCAGGAGAAUUUCUCUGCAUUCAUUUCUACUCAAGGAAGUCUCUCCUUUCAACCUUCAAAAUUCAGGGAUGGAAAAUCCCCCUGCUGUGGGAUAAGCUGCCCCUUGUGUGCCUGCCUCAGCAUGCUGAAAGCUCCCACCUCGAUUCCAACGCCACACCAGCUCCCGGCUGUCAAACCUCGUUAGAACUUUGUCUGCUCCACUCCAGAGCCUGCUCAGCUCUGCCCUGGCCCUGCAGCCCGUGAUUCCAUCACUCUAAUGAGCUGAGGAGCUCCAGGCUCUGUCUAAAGCACCGGCCCUGUUGCAGGUAAUCCGAAUAAUUAAAGUAUGCUCAGACAGAAAAGCUGUGUUGUCUAAUUAAAAUGUCGUUGGAAAGGGAACAGCCUCCCCUUCCCAGCUCUGAUCUAAGCCAGUCUGUCCAGCCCGGUUAGUCCUUAAAACCUCUCUGUCUCACUUUCUACCUUGAAAUAAUUGCUCUCCAGGGUUCAUGCUUCAGUCAGGGCAGUUUCCAAAGGCAUGGGAAGUUCUUAGAUAAAAGGAUGCUCUCAGAUAAAAGGGUGCUGCAAAUGGACAGAGACCUUCUGGUUAUUGGGGUUAAAAUGUGCCAGAGUGGCUGCUGUGUGACCCAGGGUGCAGGGGAGAGGGGAGCUCCUGUGGGUCUGCAGUAGCUUCUGAGAUUUACACAAGGCAGGGUGGUUUCUCACCGGAGCUCAUCUGGGCUUUGUCAUCCGGAUGAAGACAUGCAAGAGGGUGAGAAAGAGGUGCUCGGCAUGUCCCGACAGAUCACUGGCUUCCCAUCUGUGCUGGUGGAAGCUGAUCCUGCCCAGCUCUGCCCAGGGACCCUACUGCUGGCCCCAUCUGGAUCACCUACUGUGGCUUCUUGAAGCUGUGUUUUAAUCUAGGAACUGCCUCCAUCCCUUUUCAGAUCAGGCAUUUCCUGGGUGCUUUUUUUGUAGAGCAGGUUGCACAGAGCUGAGCUGUGCAGAGCUGGGAGCCGCAGCCGCCAUCCACGCCGGAGCAGAGCUCAGCCCCGCAGUGGUGCUGGCAGCGGCUCCCCCAUGGCUGCAGCCAGCGGUGAGGGGACAGCAGGGACCUGGCUCCUGCCAGCUGGCACUGCCCUGGCCCUGCUCGGUGGCCUGGUCUACCUGGGCACCCUGUGUGCUGCCUGUAAACGGAAGGGCAGGAAGAAGGUUGCUCCAGAUGGGGUGAAGCUCGUGGAUGAGGCCCUGCUCUGCCGGACACAGCUGCGGUCACUCAGCAAGUCCGACACGAAGCUGCACGAGCUGUACCGGGUGAAGGUCAGAGACGAUGUCCAGCGUCCGGCCAGCCUGGAUCUCCCCUGUCCCACAGCCCCUGGAGGAGAAUCCCUGCACAGCUCUGGCCUCCUGCACCGUGAGCUGCCCCAGAUCCCCAUCCCUGACCCCCCGGCUGCCCCCCCAGCCCCUGACCAGACCUACUCCAACCUGCUCUUCACCCCGCUGCGGAAACCAGUGCCAGACUCUGUCUAUGAGUGCCUGGCAGUGGGGGGAGAGGAUGCCCCGGUGCCCCCCACUCCAGCUGGCACCCAGGUGUCCCCUCCACGGGCUGUGCGUGGGGCAGCCGAUUAUGCCUGUGUCCAUAAAGUGAAGAAGGUGGUGUCAGUGGAGGUGCAGCCUGGGGCUGUGGCAGGACCCCCUGGAGUACAGCACUGCUGGGAUGGUGCAGACAAUGCCCCUCAGGCCAAGCUGGAGGAGAUGUACUCGACGGUGUGCAAAGCCACAAAGAAGAAAUCCCAGGUCCCUGCACCAACCCCGAGGGCUGUGAAGGAGGUGGGUUCUGGGUGGCCAGGCCCCCACCAGCAGGAGGGGGCCCCAGCAGCCCCAGGCCCCCCUGACCCCUGUUACGAGUCCAUCAAUGACAGAGCAUGGACUGCUCAGGGCCGUGGCCCCGACCCCGACUAUGAGGCUGUGGACAUUAACUGGAAGAAAGCAGCAAAACGGGACAAGCCAGGGAAGCCCUGUGUCCCUGAGAACCUGUACGAGAGCGUGGUGGACAUUUGGGCAGGGGAGCCCCGGAAAGCCUCGGCCCGGACGGCGACCAAUGGGCUGGAGGUUUACAUCACCAACCUAUAGCCCCCAGAGCAGGGCCCAGCAGGCUGGACACCAUCAGGUGCCAAAGGGACAGUGCCAGCAGCCCUGUGCCCCCCAGAGCAGCUGUGUCCCUGCACUCUCUCUCUGUAUAGAUUUUCUGCUACUUUUCUCUGAGUGUCCUUGUCCCAUCCCAGCCCAGCUGGUGCCAGCAGGUUGAUGGUGGGGUGUCCCAGGAUGGGCAGUUUGGGGGUGCUGGGUGCUGUGUGGCACCCCAGUGAGACAGGGCUGGCACUGGCACCAAGAUGGGAACAGGGUGAGGACCAGUCAUGUUUUGGGGCAGGGGGUGAUGGGGCUGAAGCCAGCCCCAUGCCUUGGGCUGCAUGACCAGACCCUCAUCAGGAGGUUUCUGCCAUGACUGAGAGGGUCUCUGUCCUCCUCAUACUGCCUGGGGGAGACCAGGGCCCCCUCCAGCCCCCAGGAAGCCCUGAGAAGCUUUGCUCCCAACACAGAACAUCCCUUGUUAUGUGGAGAUGGGGUCAGCCAUGUGCCUUCAUGGAAUAAUAGAAUAUCCUGAGUUGGAAAGGACCCACAAGGCUUCAAGGGAUCAU